This is a messenger RNA of Dicentrarchus labrax (European seabass), 1539 nucleotides long. Its product is annotated as putative protein TPRXL. Gene Ontology annotation, cellular component: extracellular region. Gene Ontology annotation, biological process: immune response. Gene Ontology annotation, molecular function: chemokine activity. The record is from RefSeq and is a predicted model, not a curated record. The coding region runs from base 113 to 1123 and encodes 336 amino acids. NCBI's taxonomy places the organism in Eukaryota, Metazoa, Chordata, Actinopteri, Moronidae. The transcript has 4 exons.
UAUCCAGACGGCCGUCAGUUCACCGAGUUCUCUGGAGAGGAACAGAGAAGAAAGACCAGCAGACCAUCAAUAAUUAUCCAUUUAAUCUAAUAUCUAUCAUCCUCUUUCGAAAAUGGCAAACUGUGGAACCCUGAUGAAGAGUGCGCUGGUCGCUAUUGUCCUGAUGGCUGUGAUUCACUCUGGAUCAGCAGAUUGGAAACUGGCUUCCUGCUGUAAGAAAGUCAACAAACUGGAGAUAACAGAACCAAUCACCGGAUACAUGAUCCAGAAACCUAACCGUGAAUGUGUCCCAGCUGUCAUCCUCCAAACAGAGAACGGUCUCUUCUGCAGUCCAGUGACAGCCGAGUGGGUUCUCCACAAGGUUGUUGCAUUCGAGAAAGCAAAAGCUCAGGCCACUACUUCAUCUGUGGUCCCCUCGUCUACUGUCUCCCUCCUCUCCAUCAUCACAUCCACUGCCUCUCCUCGUUCAUCCUCAUCUCUUCCGUCUUCCUCAACUCCUUCUUCAUCCUCAUCUCUUCUGUCCUCCUCAACUCCUCCUUCAUCUUCAACUCCUUCUUCAUCCUCAUCUCUUCCGUCCUCCUCAACUCCUCCUUCAUCCUCAACUCCUUCUUCAUCCUCAUCUCUUCUGUCCUCCUCAACUCCUCCUUCAUCUUCAACUCCUUCUUCAUCCUCAUCUCUUCCGUCCUCCUCAACUCCUCCUUCAUCCUCAACUCCUUCUUCAUCCUCAUCCAUUCUGUCCUCCUCAACUCCUCCUUCAUCCUCAACUCCUUCUUCAUCCUCAUCCAUUCUGUCCUCCUCAACUCCUCCUUCAUCCUCAACUCCUUCUUCAUCCUCAUCUCUUCUGUCCUCCUCAACUCCUCCUUCAUCCUCAACUCCUUCUUCAUCCUCAUCCAUUCUGUCCUCCUCAACUCAUCCUUCCUCCUCAACUCCUUCUUCAUCCUCAUCUCUUCCAUCCUCCUCAACUCCUCCUUCAUCCUCAACUCCUUCUUCAUCCUCAUCUCUUCCGUCCUCCUCAUCUGUUCCAUCCUCAUCCUCUCUUCCAUCCUCAUCCUUUCUUCCAUCCUUCCUCUCCACAUCCGAGAUGCCUGCUGGUGAAACCUUUUCAGAAACGGAUGACGAGUAGACCCGCAUCUUCACUACCUCCGGCCAAUGACUAGUUUGUCAGAAGUUACCGAUUAUGGACUGAAACAAUAAUGUUAUAGUAAUGUUUGAAAUAGCACUUGAAUAACAUAAUUAUGUCAAUGUAUGACUUGUUGUAUGUUCAAUAUUUAGUUUCUUUCAAUGUUUUUUGUGUGACGUUAUUUAUUAGUUUAAUUUAACUGACCAGAGCUGAUAGUAUUCAUGUAUUUAUUACCAAUUGUAUUUAUCAAUGUUACUGUAUACAACUUUACGAUCAAAUGGUUUGAUGAUUUCAAUCGCUCUGAGAAAAUGUUUUAAGAUAUUUAUUUAUUUGAAAGCCUGUAAUAACUUUUUAUCUAAAGGAGAAGUUGUGCAGCUGUAAAAACAUCCGUCAAAAAUAAAUGUUGCACUUGUCCUGCA